GACGACUGCACAUAAGCGUUCUUCCUUUCCUGUAACUCUCACUUAUGUUUCCUACGGAAUCGCCAACAGAUUCCGCAAGUCCCGGCGGAAAUCAGAGCUCUGAGUUUACCCAACAGGCUGGUGACUCGGGUGCUACCUCUGAGCACCCUAAAAGGCACUAUCCAAGUCGCUUAUGUCGCAUUUGCCUGGAGACCGUGCCUCCAACCCUUGUUCCUCCUUCGGAACAUAUGCCUGGCUUCCUUCAGCGCGGAGUUCGUGUCGUCUACGAGUCUGAGGAUCCGGAGCUCGGGCGCCUUCUCAAGCCCUGCAAAUGCAAAGGUUCAUCCCGUUAUGUCCAUGAGGGAUGCCUUCAGACCUGGCGAUUAUCCAGCCCCAGCCACGACAAGAGACGCUUCUGGAAUUGCCCGACCUGUGGCUUUCAGUACCGGCUAGAGCGCCUCACUUGGGCGGGCUGGAUCAAUAGCCCAAUCAGUCAGAUAGCCUUGACUAGCCUCGUUUUGCUUUUGACCAUUUUCUUGCUUGGUUUCAUUGCUGACCCUAUCAUUAAUUUUUACAUUGACCCGGUGGAAACGGUGUAUUAUGCCGAUUACUGGGAGGAAAAUAGUUUACUUGGCGCCAAAAGUCCUACUUGGAUUGAUCACUUUCUAAAAGGAAUGACAUCGCUGGGGUUGCUGGGCUUCGUCCAGACUCUUUAUGGGCUCGCGCCAUGGCACUGGUCUACCGUACGAUCGUCCACGAUUGUUCGUGGUCGUGCCAGCACUGGAAGGGAUCGAGUUUCUUCUAUCCGCUGGAUCGUUGUUGUGCUCGGCAUUGCGAGUUUUUUCUGGGCCGUCUACAAAGGUGUAAGGGCGUGGAGCCGUUUGAUAUUGGAAAGGGCAAGUGGACGUGUAAUGGACGUCCCGUCACCCGACGACGACGAUGAUGACGAAGCCGAGGACAGCCACCCGAAAACCGAGUAGAUUCGGUUGUUAGUCUGUAUCCGACCUGGCGCAACUCUGUAAUAUCCCAAAUCGCACAACUUUAAGUUGUCACGGUCCUGUCAAUGACGUGCCAAUUAGUCAACGUGCGAAUAACGACACCGACCCUCUUAACCGCGGAGGAGUUUGAGAGAUAGAUACUGUUGGGAACGUUCUGUUCCCUUCUGUUCCUCUAUCUCGUUAAAUCAAACGUCCUUCGUGGGAGGGUCGAAUUGCAGACUCGAUUUCUACCGGCGCUCUCGCAGUGGGCGCUUCUGAUUGAGGUGCGGUACAUCAUCUGUUAUGUAGCGAGUUUUGAUUAGGAAUGAAUAACUAU
Aspergillus nidulans FGSC A4 is the source of this 1293-nucleotide messenger RNA. Its product is annotated as E3 ubiquitin-protein ligase MARCH. The transcript has 3 exons. Lineage: Eukaryota; Fungi; Ascomycota; Eurotiomycetes; Eurotiales; Aspergillaceae. The coding region runs from base 45 to 959 and encodes 304 amino acids. The record is from RefSeq and is a predicted model, not a curated record. Gene Ontology annotation, molecular function: zinc ion binding.